AUGGAUCUGGAAGAGCACGGGAGGGACCGCGUCGCAAAUGGUAGACAGCUAAAGCGGCACUCCUUCCAUUCCUCCAAUUUCCCCUGCCCCGCGCGUCUCACCGCCGACCACACCCCAAACCCUAGCCCUACCGCCGCCGCCGCCGCCGCCGACCCGCGGAUGUUCCCACCGGGAUCAAACGCCGAGGACGACCAUGUCCCCGGCCGCCGGAAGUACAACCCCUACCAGGACCUCAACGUCCCCCACAACUACAAGAACCUCUACGAUCUGCCCACGUCGCCGGAGUUCCUCUUCCAGGAGGAGUCCGCGGUGCAGCGCCGCUCCUGGGGCGAGAACCUCACCUACUACACGGGCAUCGGGUACCUCUCGGGCGCCGUGGGCGGCGCCGCCCUCGGCCUCCGCCAGGCCGCCGCCGGCGCGGAGCCCGGGGACACCGCCAAGAUCCGCGCCAACCGCUUGCUCAACGCCUGCGGCAGCUCCGGCCGCCGCUACGGCAACAGGGUCGGGGUCAUCGGCCUGAUGUACGCCGGGAUGGAGAGCGGCAUGGUCGAGGUGCGCGACCGCGACGACUGGAUCAACAGCGUCGUCGCCGGGCUCGGCACCGGCGCGCUCUUCCGCGCCGCCAACGGGCCGCGAUCCGCCGCCGUCGCGGGCGCCGUCGGCGGGGUCCUCGCUGCGGCCGCCUUGGCUGGCAAGCAGCUCGCCAAGCGAUAUGUACCGGCAAUAUGACUGCAUCUCCGUAUCUCUUCCUGUUCGCUCAGAUCUGGUGAUCAGAUCAAUCCGUCGCCAAGAAUGAAUCCUUGUUCGUUUGUAAU
Messenger RNA from Lolium rigidum, 815 nucleotides. Its product is annotated as mitochondrial import inner membrane translocase subunit TIM23-1-like. The record is from RefSeq and is a predicted model, not a curated record. Gene Ontology annotation, biological process: protein import into mitochondrial matrix. NCBI's taxonomy places the organism in Eukaryota, Viridiplantae, Streptophyta, Magnoliopsida, Poales, Poaceae. The transcript is spliced from 2 exons. The coding region runs from base 1 to 729 and encodes 242 amino acids. Gene Ontology annotation, molecular function: transmembrane protein transporter activity. Gene Ontology annotation, cellular component: TIM23 mitochondrial import inner membrane translocase complex; mitochondrial inner membrane.